CGCAUGCGUGAAGUACGUUUCCGUUUAUCAAGUUGCUACUCGAAAAAUCAAAAUAAACUACAAAAUAAUCAGUUUAAUUAAAGAUUAAAGCGUAUGGAAGAAUAAGACAAUAAAGAUCUAAGAGUAGAAUGGGAACAUUGGUGGAUACAGAUAUUGACCAGUUUAUAAGAGGCCACAAAACGAAACUGCAGCAAGAAAGAUCACAGUUCAACCAGUACACAGACCAGUCUAGGUAUCCCGGGGGUCAGACUGUGAUCUCCCCCUCAGGUCGUAAACAGUGGGACAGAAAUAAUGCACAGGCCACGAGACCAGCGGAAGAGCGGAGGGCACCUGCCCAGCCUGAGGAGACUGGUUUAAUACCAAAAAAUGAAGAAUUAGAUAAGAAAAGGCAACAGUUACAGGCAGAGAGACAACAGGAGUACAAUGAUAUUCUUGCACAGAAGGGCCCAAGAGGUAGGCGACGGCCCCGAACUCCUUCACAGGAGGGGUUGCCUCUAGGUUCGUAUGAAAAGCAGCGUAAAGCUUACGAGGCUGAGAGACAGGCAGAAAUGAAACGAGCAAUGGCAUCUAAGAGGGCAGGAAAACCAGCAAAAGCCAAUGUUUUUGACUACCAUGAGGCUGAAAAGGCUCAUAUGGCUGAAAAAAGAAAAGAAUAUAAUGAGUUUUUGGAUAAGAAAAAGCAGCAGUCAAAGAGGCAUAUAGUUACCCCUGAAGAGGGCAUGUUUGUUGGACCUGACCAGAAAGAUAGGGACCAAGAAAUUAGAGAGAGAAAUCGUAAAAACCGACUCGCUCUUGAAGAGCAACAACGUGAACAGCUUUUAUUUAAAGCAAGGCAGCAUGGAGAAAUUCCUCAGCACAUUCCGCGUAAAGUACCGCAACCUAGUUACAGACAAGAGGCAGCUGUAACUCAUAAACCGCCACAGCCACCUGCAGCUGGUCAAAGGUCAAACCAGGUUCAGAGUCAUGUGAUAGAGGAAAGGGUCAUGGAUAUGCCAAAGAUCAGCCCCAGGAGAAAUGAGCCAGUACAGCCACAACCUAAAAUUGCUUUUAUACCUGAGCAAGAACAGGGACCAAGGAGACUCCCUAUAUAUUUGGAAGACAGAGAUGAAGGCCAAGAUAGAGGUCAUGGGAGAAGGGGUCAAGGUCAUCCUGAUUAUGAUAGGGAUGAAAGAGUGGAUGGAGAACAUAAUAGACAGAGGGAUGAAAGAGAUAAUAGGUAUGACCAAAGGGAGAGUCUGGGUAGAGGUCAUGACAGAGAGAGGGGUCAGGGUCAGCCUGAAAAUAGAAGAGAACCGCAUAGAGAUGACAGUCAGGAACGUCAUCGUCUGUUAGAAGUCAGAAGGUCAAGGUCACUGUCUCCACCAGCUGAACGACAGAGAUUUGAUUCUCCAGAAAAUAUACUGGAAGAACAAAAGAGAAUGAUAGAAGUGUUAAAAAAGCGACAGCAGAUAUUACAGGACGAGUACCGUAGGGAACAAGCAGAAGAGCAGCGAUUGGCUACUGAGAGGGAAGGGCUUCCUAUAGGGGCCAGCGACCGGCAGAAACUGGACGAUGAAAGAAAGAAAGAGUACAAUGAAUAUCUGGCAAAGAAUGCCCCACAGAGGAGUUUCCGUGUAAAGGAACCAACACCAGAGAAUUUACGGCAGGGCUUGCCCUUGGAUCAAGGAAGAUAUAACGAGAAAAAACGGCAGCUUGAAAUUGAAAGACAACGAGAAUAUAAUGAAUUAAUUCAGAAGCAACAACCCCAACAACAGCAUCAUCAUCAGCAACAUUAUCCAGAGGAGCCCAGAGGCCAACACCUGGCCCCAGCAGGAGGCCUCCUUUCCCCUGGUUCCCAGCAACAGACAUAUGAAAAUUAUGAGAAGCCACAGCAGGGAGGCAGUCGUCGUGCAGAUGUCCUAGAGGGCAAAGGUGCUACACUUCCAGUUGGUGAACUUGAUGACAGGAGGCGUCAACAGUUGAUGUCUGAAAGACAGCGCGAAUAUAAUGAACAACAACAACAGAAACUUGCGACUCAGAGGCAGCGAGGUUUGCCGCCAAAGCCAUCGACUCCGAACCAUUUCUUCAAGAAUAUAGGUCAACAUGACAGGCAGCAACAUGUGCUCAAUGAGGAAAGAAAGAAGGAAUAUAAUCAGAAACUAGCACAGGAGAGAGGGAGAACAGGCAGGAGAGGUAAUUAUGGUGCUGAACAAGCUGCUACGGGUCUACAGUUCAAAAAUCCAGAUUCUGCAGAGGUUAGUGUAGGCAAAGAUGUGUACGCCACACUGCCAGGCUUACAUUAUAGUGACUCAGCAGAAGCAAGGAAAUUGAAGACUAGAAAUGAAGAAUACAAUGAAUUCUUACAAGAAAAAAAAUGGAAAGAUGCACAUAGAUUUGAUAACAAAAAACCUGGAGAUGCACGUAGGCAUAGUGAGCCGUCAUCUCCUAGAAUCAGUCCCAGGGGUAAAGAAAAGGACUUUGCUACACUGCCAGGCUUACAUUACAGCGAUUCUGCUGAAAAAAGAAAAAUGCAGGAAAGAAAUAAAGAAUACAAUGAAAUGUUAAGACAGAAACAGGGAGGAGCGAGGAAAGGAUGGGCAACACCGACUUACGAAGAAAUCUUAGAACAGAAGAGACGAGAAGAGGCAUUGAGAAGGCAAGAUGACGACUAUGGGCCUGCAGAUGCAGGUAUUAGACGGUAUGCUAGUGAAGGUGCUAUAAACAGAUUACAGAAUGAUUUCCGUGAUAGAGAGCUUGAUAAAGAAUUUGAAUCAAGGAAAGUUCGCUUUGAUGACGAAUUCAGAAUCCAAAAUCAAGGUGGAAUUUUAAAUGAUGAUAAUUGGCUUAACCCAGAGGUUAGAAGAGAACAGGAAUACAGUCAACUGGAUACUAGUGUAGCUGAGUUAUCUUGUAGCAAGACUGAACAGCCAGUGAGGCAGGAAAUUCCCGACGAUAUGGCGGCCAGAGUCAGACAACAACCAUUUUUAGCGAGUUUGCCUGUCGGUGGUGCCCCAGGACUCGGUGCUGGUCAAGAUGAACGUGAAAGUGCUAAAAGGAGACGUCAGUCUGAGCUUCGACGGGAGCUGCAGCUGCAAAUGGAGGAAACAAAGGCAGCCAGAAAAAGGGAAAAAGUACAAGAGCUAAGAGUAAAUGCCUCAGGUCUACUUGAUCCAGAAAAAUCCUCCACGCGAAUGAAAGGCCUUGAAGGUCAGCCAGGAAUCAGUCCCCGUAGGGAGUACAGGGCGAAAGAGGUUCAGCCGUACCACACAAAAUUCCUCCUGGAUGAUAGUGGAGAGCAUGAUGCACUUGGUCGACGACCAGGCGAAUAUGACAUUGUCCGCACUGCACCUGCUUAUGCAGGUCAGCAAGGGCGUAUACAAGGUCUUGGCCUUGGAGAUCUUGGUGGCCUCGGGCUCGGAAGCCCAGACCAUGAUGUGUUAGGUCAGUCAGGGGCCCCAUUACGUACUGCUCCGCCCCUUAAGGGUAUACUGAGCAAUGGUGACAUAGGAAUCGGGCAGAGAAAAGCACCGGGCACUCCACAAAGUGUGUCAGAUUUUGGUGAUGAUCUUCAGCUAGAUUUGGGAGGAAGAGGCGGGCGAGAACGAGGUAGAAGGCGUGAGCGAGACACUGGAUUACUGGAUCCAGGAUUUGCGGGCCUGCUCGACUCACGAAGGCCUAUAGGUGCAGCCAACCCACCUCCCGGACUCAUGUACCAGCCAUCAUUUCCAAGUGCUGAUCAAGAUAAACGAUAUUCGGAAAUUCUUGAGGUUCCAUCGCUAAAUCCUUUGUCAGGCACCUAUGUGACUGGGGGCGGAGGACCAGAAGGAGUUAGUUCCAUUGAGGAGGCAUACCGUUACUAUGGCAUGACAGAUCCGCUCCAAUUGUAUAAUGGUGGUGGAGGUGGAGUUCCAAGCUUGAACCUGGGUGGAGAUUAUGGAGGGGGUGGGGCUCCAUAUCGUGGAUCACCAACACCUAGAGUCACAUUUGCUGAUGAUCCACCGCUAUCAACAAGACGUCGAGACAGGAGUAAGGAGCGCAUAUCACCCUACCAGUUUGCUAGUGAUGAUGAUAUUCGGUCAAAGUCGAGGUCAGAAGCCCAGAGUUACGGUGCUGAAUUGGAAAGACAGAUCCAAGAAAAGAGACUUCAAAAACAGAGAGAAAAAGAAAGGCAGGAAAGACUCGAUAGGAAGAUGGAUGAAGAGAUAGCUACCUAUAAUCCAUGGGGUAAAGGUGGAGGUGGUGCACCAAUCAGAGAUGAGCAUGGAAACCCUAUAGCUGAUUUGCGAUCAGUACAAAAAGGAGGUCCUGGUUCCUACCGGUCUCCAAGAGGUCAUAUCUCACCAACAUACUCGCCUAGACCCCCAGACCCCCGUGAUGACCUUAUAAAGGCUCCACCCCCACAACAGACUGCCUUUGGGGAGGCAACACAUGCUAGAGGUGGACAUGGUAUUUUUGGUCAGCCAAAGACGGAUGCUGAAAAGGAUCAGUCAGACAAAUACAAGGAUGACUUACGUGAACAGAUAGCAGAGAAGCGCCGUCGUGAGCAGUUGGAAAAAGAAAAAGAGAGAAUGGAAGAGGAAAAAGAAAACAGAAGAUUAGAAGAGCAAAGAAUUCGAAUGCAAACAGAGUAUGAGGAAGAACAGAAAAAGAUUCGAGCUCGGGAAGAAGAGACUCGCCGGAAAAAUGAAGAAUUAAAGAAACAAGCAGAGGAUAGAAAGAAGGAAGCAGACAGGAAGAAGAGAGAGGCAGAAGAUGCUAAGAUGAAAGACCAACAAGAACAGAUAGAAAGAGAGAGAAGGGAACGAGAACAGAGAGAAGCAGCAGCAAAUGACAGAAUCAAAUCUCCUCCUGUUCCAGCAAUAAAAACAAAGACCAAUGAUGAGAGAGGCAAGUCCCCACCACUCCCUGCGCAACGUAGGGGUCGAGAUUCAGCGGCCUCAAUUAGGUCUCAAACUUCACAGAGAGCACAGCAAUCUCCAGCACCAGGUCCCUCGGCAAACAGACCUAACAGUUCAGAUGUUCUGACACAGUUGGCUUCUAUGAGAAAGCAACUACAGAGUGAAAGAAGGAGGGUAGAAAAUGCGCUAGAAAACAGCAAGAAUGAGCCAGAUGUGUUUGACCCUCGGAUGGUACAGAGACCUCCACCGUUAUGUAAGGUAUAUUUAGUAUUAAUCAGCUGUAUGCAUAAUACUAACCAUGCACCCUUCUUGUUUAUGACAGAUCCCUACGACCCCACGCCGUCCAACAUGAGCUUCGGUCGUGGACGUGCUGGCAACAUCAGUGCUAGGUCACAAUUAGCAUCAAACAGUCAAUUCAUAGAUGUUGAAGGAGUCAACCACUUCCCAGAAGACUUUGAAGAUAUGGUGGGUGCACGAAAUGACUCUGCUCGUGCUAGACGCAGAGAAAGAUACAGUCCUAGGCCUUACAGUAACAAUGGUAUGGGUUCCCAGGCCAGUCUAGAUGUGGACAGGAUACAGAGGAAAAAUGAAGAAAGACUGAGAAAAUUGAAUAACAUGAGCUCAAGAGAUGAUGUAUCUAUGGGAGAUCCUGACGAUAUACUGGACAGGUUUAUGGCUAAACAGAGAUAUAAUAGACCACCAUCAGGCCAGACACUACAAGAUGAUUCCUGGUUGAGACCUGGUAGCAAAGCUGUAUGAGAAUCCAGCACAUGUUUCACAGCUUGCUUUAAUGUAGAGUAGUGCACUAUUCCAGUCCACGCAUAACAACAUUCCUUGAUGAGAUGAAUAUACAGUGCCAGUUGCCUUAAAAUAUCUUCCAGGAUUCUUUUUGAAAGGGACCAAAGUUAAUGAACCCGUGUUGUUCCAGAUUUGAUAUUUGAGAAGGGUGUAAUGUUCUUAAAAAAAUGUUUUGAAGAAAAAACUUGUUUUAAAAGUGAAUUCAUGAACAAAGUAACCUGAAGUUUAAUAAUGCCUUUUCAUUCAGUUAUAGUAUUUCGUAAUUGUUUCGGAGUUGAAGUGAAAAGGCACUUGACUAGGAAGUUAAAGAUUGUCUUUAUUUAUGAAAUGACAAUGUAGUUUUAUAAAACAUUUUGUUACUGGGGAAAUUUUAAGAAAGAGACAUUUGUUGCCACUGUCUGGUGGUUUGUUAGUGCUACCUUUCCUUCAUCAUUUAAAUCAGGUUUUAUUAAUAAAUUCAUAUGAGCCUUGCCAUGAGAAAACCAACAUAGUGGGUAUGCGACCAGUCUGGUCAGGAUCCAUGCUGUUCGCUUUUAAAGCCUAUUGGAAUUGGAGAAACUGUUAGCGAACAGCAUGGAGCCUGACCAGACUGAGCGGAUGCGCAGGCUGGUCUGGAUCCAUGCUGGUCGCAAACCCACUAUGUUGAUUUUCUCAUGGCUCGGCUCAUAUCAAGAGACACACUCUAUACUAUUAUGUUAAAAUUUUUACGACUGUAACAACACUACCAAAGUUGUAAUAUCUUUAAACAUGAUGAACUGAUUUGAUGGUAAGAAUUGCAGAUUGUUAAGUUAUUGAAAUAAAAUUAGUUUAAUUUGUUUAUGAUAAAAUCUCAAAAUAGCCAAAUUUGUUGAAAAUCAGUUUACUAAAAUCAUCAUGGUCUAAAGUUACAGUAUAAUGAUUCCGAGAGUGUAUUUUACUUGUACUUUCUAGUAAAUGAGCUAUGAAGUUUUACAUGUGAAAAAAUGGCUAUAUGUUCUUGCUAACUUAAAAAUUGUGAUAAUGUAUAUAGUUUAUUAACUUAUCAAGAGAUCUGUGAUGUUUUGUUCUGUUCCGUCCAUUCAGUUGGUUGUAUUUAUGUAAAUUAAAUAUAUGUUAUAAAUCACGUAUUUCUUUUAUUAGUUUCAUGUACACGUAUGCCAUUUAGACAUCAGGGAAAAUUUAGUUUAAAAAAAACUCAGUUUGGAUUAUUUUUUGUAGAUGUAAUUGUUGUGAGUAAUUCAUUUAUUUGCUGACACAGCUGUAAUGCAAUUAUUGUUCUUGAUAGUUCCUAAAUAACUUUCAUUGAUAGUAGUCUUUUAAGGUAGCAGACUGCAUUGGCAUUCUACAGUUUCCAUUGAUGGUUCCUAAAUUACAUUCAUCAAUAAUUGUCUUUUAAGGUAGAAAACAAUAAUGACACUCAGCAGUUUCUUUGUGUGUGCGUAUUCUUGUUCGGCAGUUAGCAUUCUUGGACGUGAAUAUAGCUCAACACGCAUUUGGUAAAAACAGAGGUUGAACUCUUGAUUGUUCACUUUAACAAAUGUCUACAAAAUAUCGGGACUUAUUAAUCAAUAUCAUUACACUUCAUAUUUCGUGAGUAUGAUACAUUGCUUUUUUUUCACAUUCAGUAAACUUUCCAUUUGAACAAACACAGUGUAUGUAUAAGCUUCUAUAUAAAUUACAGAUUACACUAGACUAGUAAGUGUUUAUGUAUGUUAUAAACACUGUCCUGAACUCUUUGAAUCACUUUUGAAUUAACAUUGUUAUUCAAUGAAACAAAUUUCUAAAUUUCCAAAAAAGAAAAAAAAAAUUACAAAAAUCUGGAGGCAUUUCCCUUCUUAAUCUAUAGUACCAGUUUGAACAGAGUCAUUUUUGAUCAACAGGUUUGCUUUUAAAACUUCAUAAGUGUUUGUUACAUCUUGUGUUCAUGUUGAAGAUCUGUUUUUUAUAUUUUGAGAGAAUUAUGGUAUAUCUGACUAAAAGGUCUUUAAAUUUUGUGUAUAAAAAUGUGAAUGCCGAUUUGUCUUGUCCAGUACUGUAUGUAAAUAUAUGGGUUGUAUGUAUAUAUUGACAGAUGUAAAUAGGGAAUAUGUAAAUGCAUUGUUAUGUUAUGAAUACAUGAACAUUUUUAUUACCUAAAUAUUGAAUAAAUUAUACUCAACAA
This is a messenger RNA of Mercenaria mercenaria, 7815 nucleotides long. Its product is annotated as trichohyalin-like. The transcript has 53 exons. NCBI's taxonomy places the organism in Eukaryota, Metazoa, Mollusca, Bivalvia, Venerida, Veneridae. Bases 129 to 5636 code for a protein of 1835 amino acids. The record is from RefSeq and is a predicted model, not a curated record. Gene Ontology annotation, biological process: positive regulation of cytokinesis. Gene Ontology annotation, cellular component: microtubule; centrosome; spindle pole.